Messenger RNA from Scophthalmus maximus (turbot), 2675 nucleotides. RefSeq names its product glycosylphosphatidylinositol anchor attachment 1 (gene gpaa1). Gene Ontology annotation, biological process: attachment of GPI anchor to protein. The record is from RefSeq and is a predicted model, not a curated record. Gene Ontology annotation, cellular component: membrane; GPI-anchor transamidase complex. The transcript has 13 exons. Lineage: Eukaryota; Metazoa; Chordata; Actinopteri; Pleuronectiformes; Scophthalmidae. Bases 144 to 1988 code for a protein of 614 amino acids.
CCCCGCAGGAACAAGGAAGUUGAAAACCAUUGGCCUCCUGUGAAUGAGAUCCGCCUCGGCAGGUGGAUGUGCCCGGCUAUCCCCUGAAAAGAGGGUCCAGUGAGCCCAGGCGUCAGGAUCGUGUCACAGUGGACAACAACAACAUGGGACUGCUGUCUGACCCGAACAGACGACGGGCCCUGCUCGGCCUGCUCACCCGCCUCAAUGCCCCGAUCUGUGUUGUCUGCUACAUGGCGGGCGUGGCCUGGUUCAUGGGUUUGGCCUUUGAGCCAUUCACUCUGCGGACGUACAUGUCAGAGAACGCCAUGGGCUCGACCAUGGUGGAGGAGCGGUUUCCGGCGGGGGAGAGGGCGUUGGCCACCGGCAGAGAGUUUGCAGCUCAUAAGAAGAAGACCGGCGGGAUGCCUGUGGAUUGGUUGGUGAGGACGAUGCAGGCUCGAGGGCUCGAGGUGUUCACACAGAGCUUCUCUCGCACGCUUCCCUUUCCUGAUGAAAACAAAGAGAGAUAUAUGGUUAAAGGCACGAAUGUGUAUGGGAUCCUUCGGGCCCCUAGAGCUCCAAGGACUGAAGCCCUUGUGCUGAGCGCUCCCUGCAGCCCGGGUGAUGAAAACAACCAGGCUGUAGGACUGCUGCUUGGUUUGGCACAGUACUUCAGGAAUCAGAUUUUCUUGGCCAAGGACGUAAUCUUCCUCGUGAAUGAGCACGAUCUGAUUGGUAUGCAGGCCUGGCUGGAGGGCUACCACCACACCAACACUACAGGUAUGGACUGGUCUCCGCUGCAGGGCCGUGGCGGUUCAAUCCAGGCAGCUCUGUCCCUGGAGCUGAGCAGUGACAUCAUCACCAGUUUGGACCUGGUCCUUGAAGGCCUCAAUGGCCAGUUACCCAACCUGGACUUGGCCAACCUCUUCUAUGCCUUCUGCCAGAAGAUUGGAGUCCUCUGCACCAUCCAGGGCAAGCUCCAGAGGAACGACUGGGACAGUGUGUCUGGUUACAGCCACGCAGUCCAGACCAUGAUGCUGAUGGUGAUGAAGCAGGCCAGCGGGCGUCCUUGGGGAGAUCACGGCCUGUUCCUGCGCUACCACAUUGAGGCCGCCACCAUCAAGGGUAUCAACAGCUUCCGCCAGUACAAGACUGACGCCACCACAAUCGGCAGGCUUCUGGAAGGAAUGUAUCGUAAGCUGAAUAACCUCCUGGAGCGCCUGCACCAGUCCUACUUCUUCUACCUCAUGCCGUCACUCUCUCACUUUGUCUCCAUUGGUUACUACAUGCCUGCCUUCGGCCUGCUCGCCGUCAUCCUGUUGCUCCGUGCCUUAGACCUGUGGGUUCAACUUAUGACUCCACCACCGAGAACAGAAGACGGCGUCAUUGACAUCGAGCAGUCCAGUCCAGGAGUGCUGUCCGUGUUGACCCCUCUGGUGAUCAGCCACCUGACCGGAGUGGCUCUGUACAUGCUGCCCGUCCGUUUUCAAGAGAUGGCUGUCGAACACUUCCCGGUGUCCGAGACCGAGGCUGUGGUCCUGACGGCUAUUGCAGUUUACACAGCAGGGCUGGCUUUGCCUCAUAAUACACACAGACUCCUGGCGGGCGAGGGGACGGAGCAGGGCUGGCGGGUGCUGAAGCUGGUCGCGGUGCUCUACCUGGCCGUGCUGUUGGGCUGCACCGCCCUCAUCAACUUCUCCCUGGGCUUCAUCCUGGCUCUCACCCUGGUGCCCGUGGCCGCCUUCGUCACACCUCACGUCCCAAAGGUUUUGUCGGCUUUCAUCUUGGUCAUCCUCAGCCCGGCCUGCACGCUCCUCUUUUCCGUGUUUUUCUUCCAAGAGCUACAGGAAAUGCCCGUCAGCUUCCAGGAUGGUUGGGUGCUCUACCUUUCCGUCAUCUCGCAGGGCAUCCUGGACCACGUGCUGUACGGCUCUCUGGUCUACCCACUGAUCGCCCUGUUGGUCUAUCCUUGCUGGCUGCUCUUCUGGAACAUCCUCUUCUGGAAGUAGAUGCCAGUCAAGCAGGACUUUGAGGGCUUUUGUGGAAAGAAAAGCCCUCUGGGGUGUUUCUCAGGUUUGUCUUCAGCAGUAGGAACGUGAAGAGUGACAGUUAAAUCCACAGGAGAGAUUUUAAAGGAAGAUAAAUAUGCAUAAUUGACUUGGAAAGACUGCAGUGACUUGUUUUUUGUUGUUGUUGGUAUUUUAAGUAUUUCAUUCUUUAACACAGGUGAAAAAAUCUGGUCCCCUCGAUAAAUUCAGCAGAAUGUUCUCCAACAUCUCACAAAUAAUUAAGUUGAAGAGGUUAUGAUCUUUUCACAUGUAACUAUGAAUGUCCUGGUUGGGCUGCCUUCUGUACAAAAUAAUAUGGUGUAACAGUUUCUUUGUAAAGAUUUGUUCGGGGACACUUAAGGACAAACACUGCACUGUUUUUAUGUUUUAGUUUUUUUUUUGCAAUGGUGGAAGACGUUUCAACUGCAACAACGUGGUUUAUUCUGAGGGUUAAGGUAAGAAACUCAUUGUUUGAUUAAUUCCCUGCGUCCAUUUAAGCCGUUUAUGAACCCUGUAUCUGUUGAACAAGCCCCCAUCACUACAUCUGAUACUUUUAUACUUGUUUUGAUAACCUUCUUUGUUUGUUUUCUAUUUAUGAAUACCAAAAUAAAAGAUGGGAAAAGUUUGCUUCCCAUGUUUGGAGCAUGA